Messenger RNA from Phlebotomus argentipes, 2350 nucleotides. RefSeq names its product eukaryotic translation initiation factor 4 gamma 1-like. Gene Ontology annotation, molecular function: translation initiation factor activity; protein binding; mRNA binding. Bases 1 to 2115 code for a protein of 704 amino acids. The transcript is spliced from 2 exons. Lineage: Eukaryota; Metazoa; Arthropoda; Insecta; Diptera; Psychodidae. The record is from RefSeq and is a predicted model, not a curated record. Gene Ontology annotation, cellular component: eukaryotic translation initiation factor 4F complex.
AUGCAGUCCAAUGAUGGUGAGAAGCGGACGAGGAUGUCGAAGGCUGAAUGGAGUGGCGGAAAUGGUCGGCGUGCGGGCAAUGUGGCCGCUUGGCAGCCUCAGUUGCCCAUCCUGCGAUACCGUCCGCCGGGCCCCGCGGCGACCACUGUGCCGCUGAUGCCGCAGGCGCCGAUGAGCAUGGCUCCCAAGGGCCACGUGUACACGACAGCGCCGGAGCCGCAGUAUCCGCCGCACGCGCCGCACUUCGGGAUGCCCAUGCAACCGCCGCCGGUGUCCUAUGUGCCGCAGGUCUAUCCGCCGCCGAUGCCCAUCCAGAGCUUCCCGCUGGGCCCGGAAUGGGGUCCUCCGCUGCCGCGCCCCAAAGUCUCCUUCGCGGCCAUGUACGCGCCGCAGCCGUCGAGCGGCAACAACAAGAAUCACUGGGAAAGAGCCGCGCCCCAUGCCGUCGCCAUUGUGGAUCCGAACUCCAAGAAGGACAUCCGCAAGGAGCACAUCGAGAGCUUCCGCAAGAGCUCUCCCGACGCCUGCGAGAAGUGCGGCUCGGCGGCCGAAGAGGCCGCCAAAGCGGCCGCCAUUGCCAAGAGUCUCGAGGCGCCGGACGAGGCGAGUGAACUCCAAUUCCUUCAGGAAAGCGUGAUUUCCGCUGAGGACGAAACCAUCGCCAAGUGCGAUCUGGCGGACAUCACGUGCGACAGUCCGACAAACAUCAUUAGAGACAUUCCGACGGACAAGGAGACGCCAACUGAGCAACCUGACACAGGAUCUGAAGAUUUUUCCACUCCAUUGGAACUGACAUCGAGUGAGGGAACGACUGAGGAGUGUGUGGAAGAGGAGCUCGGAGUGGCGAGUGACAAUGCGUCAGUGGAGACAGGUGAGAGUCAGCAGGAGGAAUGCGCAAUUGCCAUUGCCCUGAAAAUGGGCGAUGAUGAGGAGGAGGAGGAGGAGGAGGAGGAGGAGGAAGAUGCGGAGGAGGAAAGAAGAAUCCUCGAAGUGCCCGCAGAGAUUAGCCGAAAGCAGUACACGCUGGAGAUCAUGCACAAGUUGAGGCACAAGAAGACUUAUGUGAAGCACAUAAUGGACCUGAAGAAGAAGUGUCCAUGUGUCAUUCGGAGCAUUGAUGUGAAGAGGACACAGAUUGUGAAUAAUCUGUUUCCACAUUAUGCACUGAAGAAUAAUGAAAAUGUCAUAAUCACAACGAGAUGCAAGAGGGAUCAACAUGGUGGAGGAAGUGCAGGGAGGAAAUUGUCACCGAAGCGAUGUGCUAAAUUGUCUGCUGUGAAAGCUCAAUCAGACGUAAUUCACGUGAGUUUAUCUAUGCAUGAGGAUGUGAAGUUGAAUGUGGUGGAGAAUGCAUGGAAGCCGUCUGUGUUUGCUAAGAAAAUGCCAAGUGAUGCCGAUGAGCGUGUGGAGACGGAGAAUUUACUGAAGUUGUUUCGGGGAAUUCUCAAUAAGAUCACACCGAAGAACUUCGGGGCGCUGCUGAUGCAGGUGAAGGAGUUGAAAAUCGAUACGAAGGAGAGACUGGACGCUGUGAUUGAUUUGGUGUUUGAGAAGGCUGUGACGGAGCCGAAAUUCAAGGAGUGCUACACGAAGCUCAGCAAGCAAAUCUCGAUGGUGUACAAACCGCCGCCGGAGUUGAUGGCAGAGCAGGCGAUGGAUUUCAGGCGGAUGUUGCUCAAUCGCGUCCAGCAUGAGUUUGGCACGUGUGUUGAGAUGUCAAAGAAGAGUGGCGCUGACUUUGACACAGAGACGGAUUAUGAUGUGAUGCGAAAGCGCGCCAUUGGAUCUGUUCAAUUUGUUGGGGAGCUUUUUAAUUUUCAACUGCUCGCGGUGAAAACGAUGAAAAGCUGCGCGCAGAGUCUCUUGAAAUGUGGCACAUUGAUGUCAAUAGAGCUCUUUUGCAAUCUGAUUACAACAAUUGGUUGCCAAAUGGAGAGGCAGGAGAAGAGUUCGGCACGAGUGCUGAUCCAGCGCGUGAAGGAUGUGGUCAAAACGGAGAAGAAGAAGUUUCCCAGUCGCAUAAAGUUCAUGGUUAUGGAUUUGGAUGAUCUGCAGAAGACGUGGAUUAAGGAGAUUAGCGCCAAUUCCACGAAAGAUACCAAAAAACCUAUGUAAUUUUCUUUUUUUUUCUCUCUUUAUGAAAUUUCACUAGUUAGUUUAGGAUAAAUUCAAAGAUACAUCAAAUCAUAAAGAAAUUUUCACGCACUUUGAUGUAAUACAUGAAAAUAAGCUUUAAUCAAACAUUCAAUGAUUACCUAAUGAAUAGUUUAUUGACUGAAAUGUUCUACUUGUAAUCGAAUGAUCUCUGGAAUAUAACUAACUAUUCUAAAACUACAAUAAACAAGUAAAA